GGAACGGCCUCGCAUCCGUCUCUCCACCUUGGACAUGGCCAGGCUGCAGGGGCUGCCGGACGGCACGCUGGGCCGAGAGUACGUCCGAUUCUUGGAGGACAACAAGGUUUCUCCAGACACCCGGAUGCCGCCUAAGUUUGUUGAUGAUGAAGAGCUGGCGUACGUGAUCCAGCGGUACCGAGAAGUCCAUGACCUGAUGCACACCCUCCUGGGCAUGCCAACCAACAUGCUCGGCGAGGUCGUGGUGAAGUGGUUCGAAGCCAUCCAGACGGGGUUGCCCAUGUGUGUCCUGGGAGCAGCGUUCGGCCCCAUCCAUCUCAGCGCACGAAAGCUGCAGGUCCUGGCCACCGAGCUGGUCCCCUGGGCGAUUCGGAGUGGGCGCAACGCCAGCUGUAUCCUGAACAUCUACUACGAGCAGCGCUGGGAGCAGCCAGUGGAGUCCCUGCGAGAGGAGAUUGGCAUCUUCCCUCCCCCGGCUGUUCGGGUGUGA
Molecule: messenger RNA, 490 nt
Organism: Phaethon lepturus (White-tailed tropicbird)
Lineage: Eukaryota; Metazoa; Chordata; Aves; Phaethontiformes; Phaethontidae
Gene: COQ4
Product: coenzyme Q4
Exons: 4
Biological process (GO): ubiquinone biosynthetic process
Cellular component (GO): mitochondrion; mitochondrial inner membrane
Source: RefSeq, a predicted model, not a curated record